UCAUCACGGCUCUGCUCUGCUGCACCACAGAGAGAGGCAUGCACUCUCUCUCUAACACACACACAUAUAGACACACGUGUGCUGCAGGAGAUCUGAGUGCUAGGUCGCUGAGCAUUCACCCUCUCUCUCUCUCUCUCUCUCUCUCUCUCUCUGCCCCUCCCUCUACUGCGCACUCUCUCUCUGUUCACCUUGGCUGCUGGGUGGUGUGGAGUUAUUGUUGCGUCAGAACCAGAGAGAUCCAGAGACAGCCAUGCCGGGGGAGAGCUCUCGCAGAUCUGUCCCCAAAGAAAGACAUCCGGAGCUUGGAGCAGAGCAGACAGGCCUGCCUGAACCAGACAUGACCAGACAUGCCUCCACUGAUUCCACUCCUAGUGACAGUGGCUCGACCCCUAGUGACAGUGGCUCUAGUCCCUCCCCCAGCACCCCUCAGAAGCUGCUCCCAUCAUGCACCUCUCUGUUCGGGCCACGGCUGGUUCGGGCCACACCCAGCUCCUCCACGACCCCGCGACCCCAGCCUGAAGGUUCAGACCGUCGCCACAGUAACACGGUCCGACUUAGCGGGACGUUUGGAGGUCACGGACCCUGUGGACGCCGCAGCGGACCCGUGAAGAUGGAGAGAAUCAAGGUUCUGAUGGGCUCAGAGGUGGAGAGCGACUACAAGGAGCCAGAGAACAUGAACACACGGGUGGUGAUGGGCCAGGAGGCCCUGCUCAAGACAAAGAAAACCCUGACAGGGAAGUGCCCAUGCGGGCAGAGCAGCCAGGCGAUACCCCUGCCCGGAGGCCCAGUCUUGGAGGUCCCUAAGCCUCCCUUAGAGCCCCAGGCCGAGGCUGGAGAAAAGGCCCAACUGGACACAGGGCAGGAGAGAGCCAAUUCACCUCUGACCCCAAAGAUGGAGCAAGAGCAGGAGAGAAGCCCUGUCCUGCCCAUUAGCCCUCUCCUCACCCCUCUCCUAACCCCCCUCAUCCCUGCCUCCCCUCCCUCCUCAGAGCCAGUCACAGUGGAUGUUAGCUUGACGGGCAGCUUAAGCCCUUUGGAGGCAGGGCUGUCUCCCUAUGGCGAAAUGCCUUUUGUAUGUGCCAUGUAUGCCAUGCCCUCCCUGUCCGAGCCAGCCUAUCCCUCUGCUAUCCUAUCCUUCACUGAGCCGGCCUAUGCCGUGGACCCUCUGAGAGUGGGUGUUCCCUCGUCCCUGGAUCCUGACCUAUACUACACCGCCCCCUCCACCCCCAUCAAGAUGGCUGCUCGCCCCUUACACCUCAAACACCGCUCUUACCCCGGCUCCCCAGCCUCUCCCCUCUCACCAAACUCCCCCUCGGACAGUGAGGACCUGUGCUCCCCCCUCACUUCCCCCUCUGGCUCCUACGUCACGGCGGAGGGGGGCAGCUGGACCUCUUCCACCUCCCCCUGCACCUCCCCCAAUCUUCUCCUGGCAGAGGAGGUGCAGGAGGCACCUGCAUGCUUUGUCAGCUCGCUGUCCGAAAUCGGAGACGAAGUGGGGGAGGAUAGGGGAGCAGUAGGGGAGAGGGCAGAGGAGAAGGGAGGAGGAGCAGCAGAGUGGCGGUUCUGCCUCUAUAAGGGUCUAGCAGAAACUGUGAUCCUGGAGGAGGAGGAGGUGCUGAGAGGGGAGGUAAGGGAGAGGAGGAGUGAGGAAGCGACAGUCUCAAGGGGUAGCUGUCGCCCUCGCUGGGUGACAGAGGACACUUCCCCAUUGAGGAGCAGCAGCGGCAGAAGCACCGACUCCCAGGAAGAUGGAGGGGAGUCGGAGGGCUCGCUCUGCCCAGCAGAGGAUGCUCUGGCUGGGGGACAGCAGUACUCAAAUCCCCUGAUGCAAAGAGGCCUGGAGCUGGAGCUGCAGGCCUGUGUGUCUGAGGAGCUUUACUCUCCCAUUACUAACCCAGAUGAUGGAGCAGACUCCCCAAGGCUGACCUCCAUUUCCUUCCCCUUCGCCCCAGAUAUGGGGAACCUAAGCCCUCACACCUCCAGCGUCAACCCUGCCUCCUCCAACCUUACCAUGGACACCUGCUCUCCAGAUGUGUCAGACGGGGAUAACUCCAGCCCUUACGGAGAGAUGGGUACCUUCCUGCUGUUCCCAGGCUCCUACAGUGAUGAUGGAGAGAUGGAGGAGGAGGAGGAAGAGGAGAGUAUGAUCCCAGCCUCUCUGCUUAACUUCCCCCUCCACACCAGUCUCCUCUUCCAGGCAGACUCCAUGGAGAUCACUCUCUUCCCCACAGAGGAGGGGAAUGAGGGAGGAGAGGGAAACGACAGGAACGAAGGGAACGAUGUGGAUGCAUACGCGGCCGGAGAGGAGGAGGGGGACGUGGAGGAUGAUGAUGAAGAUGAUGAGGAAGAAGAAGUGGAGGCUAAGGUAGAGAUAGAGGAGGCUAAAGUAGAAAUAGUGAUAGAGGAAGAGGUGGAUCAAGAGGAGGGUGAGGAUGAGGAAGAGGAGGAGGAGGGUGAGGGUAAGGCUGUAAAUGACCCAGCUGAAGAGGACAACUCGGCCUCCUUCCUUCAUUCACUGUCAGAAACUUCCAUCAACGAAGGGCUGGAUGAGUCCUUCUGUUUCCAUGACGACACUGACGACUCACUAGACUCCGCCUCUUAUAAUGGUGAAGAGGAUGAGCGGCUGUACAGCACAGAGAGACAUGCUGAACCACCCACAGGACCACCCACAGAACCACACACAGAACCACACCAAGCCAAACCUCAGCCUGAAACCAGACCAGAGGCCCACAGCACUGAACUGUCCCAGUCCCAGAGCAGACCUAGCCUAAUCAAUCCCCCAGGUGACAAAGAGCCCCGGCCUGAGGAUCCUCCAGGACCCAGACCACCACAACCUGCACUUGCACCUGCCCAACCUGCGGAAUCAGCCCACCCCGAGUCCUCCAACAGCAGUAGUGGGAGUGAAAUGGAGAUCUCUUCAGAGUCCUCUGAACCUCCUGUCCCCGCUCCUUCUCAGGAGAGCCCUUAUGUCUCUACCCUUAUCCCUAAACUUUCUAUAACCCCUUACCCUGCCUUCACUACCCCAAAGACUACUUCUGCUACUGUGUUAACCCCUAAAACCAAACCUGCAUCUUUCUCUAACCCCAACACUAACUGUGCUCCUGCCCUUAAUGCUAAAUCUGCUACUGUCUGCACCACUAACACUAACCCUGCUACAGCCUCAAUCCCACAAAAUAACUCUGCUACUUCCUCAACCUCCAAAACUAACCCUGCUACCGUAUGUACACCUGAAAUGAACCCUGCUACGGUCUCUACCCCUAACACUAACAGUGCUCCUGCCCCUAACGCUAAAUCUGGUACGGCCUGUACCACUAACACUAAUCCUGCUACAGUCUCAAACCCCAAAACUACCCCAGGUGCAUGCUCUACCCCAAACUCUGCUGCUACUCCUAACACUAACCCUGCUGCUACUCCUAACACUAACCCUGCUGCUACUCCUAACACUAAGCCUACUGCUACUCCUAACACUAACCCUGCUGCUACUCCUAACACUAACCCUGCUGAUACUCCUAACACUAACCCUGCUGCUACAAUCGAGGAGACAGCAUCCCACAGCAAUCCUGUCACCCUGGCAAGCCAGCCAUCCCAUAACAGCCCUGUGACCCUGGCAACAGGAGCAGGGCGAGCCAAAGCAGUUGCAGAGGAAGUACAGGCUGGUACGGUGAGAGAGGAGGACAAAAGGAGCAGUGCAAAGAGAGAGAAAGACAAACAGAGCGGUGGGGAGACAGGGAAGGACAAACAGAGCAGUGGGGAGAGAGGGAAGGACAAACAGAGCGGUGGGGAGAGAGGGAAGGACAAACAGAGCGGUGGAGAUAGAGGGAAGGACAAACAGAGCAGUGGGGAGAGAGGGAAGAACAAACAGAGCGUUUGGGAGAGAGGAAAGGACAAACAGAGCGGUGGGGAGAGAGGGAAGGACAAACAGAGCGGUGCGGAGAGAGAGAAUAAUGAACAGAGCACAGAGACUUCAGACGAGGACCACACAGAGCAGACAGACAGAGACUCGUUCAAACUACUCAUUAAGCCACGCCCCUCUAAGUCAGACACACCCCGGCCUAAACAGAAGACCUCUGAGCCCCGCAAGCCGCUCCCACGUGUGUUUGGGGUGGCAACAGCUUCAGUCCGGUCCAAACCGCUUCUGGUGUCAGUGCUGGAACUGGACCAUAAGAACGAGAACCGCAGCGCUGAAGGUGUGGACUCCCAUCAGGUCCUUGAAGGGACCACUGCCACCAACGACCUGAACAAGGGGGUCCCUCUGCUCUCAUACCCGAAAGAGCCUAACCCCAGCAACAUCCCUGUCUCCUCCUGCCCUGAGAGCUCACCUGACCUGGCUGACAACCUGUCCCUGACCCCUGACAUCUUCCCAUGUGACCCCGCCCAGGAGAACCUGAGGGAGAACACCCUGAGCACUGAGGACGGGGGCCCUGGGGCCCUGGGCUCCCCUCACACACCCCUGGCUGUCUCUCCCAAGAGGGAGAACUCAGAGACAGAUGCAGGGGGGAGGAGGGGGGAUGGGGUCUGGAGGGCUGAUAGGAGGGGGUUAGGAGCAGGGGCCGGGGCCUGGGGGCCAGGGGAGGCCCUAUCUCUCUCUCUGGGGCAGGGCUGUGGGUUGGAGGCACAGAGCCUAUUACUGUAUGAGGUGGAGGGACAUACAGUUGGACAGACAAUUGGACAGAAGAUUGGACAGACACUCUCCGGGCUGCCCAAUAUUGGCACAGACGAGGAUGAGGUGGGUGAUAUAAUGGGGGACGAAGAAGACAACAACAGCCUGUGUGGUCGGCCAGACAAGAUGGCAGAUGUCGAGCUUGUGGGAGAGGGAGUGCCAGAGUCCAACCUGUCCAGCUGGAGGUCCAUCGAGGAGAUAUCAGAGGCAGGGGGAGGAGAGGACGGAAGCUCCCAAUUCCCAGAGGAUGAUGUCAGCAACUUGCAGAGUCACCCGGAAAACAAGGAGGAGCAGGAAAACAACAACAAUGACUCAGUGUUCCUAUCCUCUGGAAUGCCAACCUGUGUGACUCUGAAUGCCCUGUCAGAGGAGGUGAAACACCAGAGCCAGAGUGUGAGUCUGAGGGCGUCUCUCUCAAACAUACCACUCACAGAGGUGAGAUCACAGGCUGCUGCAGCCUCCGAUAGGCCAACAACAUCAACUGACAGCUCAACACACCAAUCAGACAUAAGACAGCCUUCCUCGUCCAUGGAAAGCCCUGGGCGUGUCUCACCACCAGGAGGUAAACCACAGACUGUCUCAGACCAGAGCCCUGGUUCAGUAGAGGCAGCCAUUUCCAGACCCAACACUAACACAGAUAUUAACCCAGCAGUCAAACAGGCAGACCCUGCUCUGUCUCUGCUGGGUGGGGCAUUUGGAUCCUUCAGCCAUAAAAUCAGACCAAGCAACUCCAAGUCAGGCAGACUGUCCCUAGAAACUUCCCGAUCACUGAGGAAAGACACAGUAGAGAAUGUCCAAGUCUCCCAAGAAACUUCUCUCUCAGUGGGCAAAGACACAGUAGAGAAGGUCCAAGUUUCCCAAGAAACUUCCCCAUCAGUGGGUAAAGUCACAGUAGAGAAGGUUCAAGUUUUCCAAGAAUUUUUCCUAUCAGUGGGCAAAGACACAGUAGAGAAGGUCCAAGUUUCCAAAGAAUUUCCCCCAUCAGUGAGCAAAGACACAGUAGAGAAGGUCCAAGUUUCCCAAGAAAAUUCCCCAUCAGCGAGCAAAGACACAGUAGAGAAGGUCAAAGUAUUCCAAGAAUCGUCCCUAUCAGUGGGCAAACACACAGUAGAGAAGGUCCAAGUUUCCCAAGAAUCUUCCCCAUCAGUGGGCAAAGACACAGUAGAGAAGGUCCAAGUUUCCCAAGAGACUUCCCCGUCAGUGAGCAAAGACACAGUAGAGAAGGUCCAAUUAUUCCUAGAAAUUUCCCCAUCAGUGAGCAAAGACACAGUAGACAAGGUCCAAGUUUCCCAAGAAACAUCGCCAUCAGUGGGCAAAGACACAGUAGAGAAGGUCCAAGUUUCCCAAGAAACUUUCCCAUCAGUGAGCAAAGACACAGUGGAGAAGGUCCAAGUCUCCCAAGAAUCUUCCCUAUCAGUGGGCAAAGACACAGUAGAGAAAGUCCAAGUUUCCCAAGAAACUUCCCCGUCAGUGAGCAAAGACACAGUAGAGAAGGUCCAAGUUUCCCAAGAAUCUUCCCCAUCAGUGGGCAAAUACACGGUAGAGAAGGUACAAGUUUCCCAAGAAACUUUCCCAUCAGUGGGCAAAGACACAGUAGAGAAGGUCCAAGUCUCCCAAGAAUCUCCCCUAUCAGUGGGCAAAGACACAGUAGAGAAAGUCCAAGUUUCCCAAGAAACUUUCCCAUCAGUGAGCAAAGACACAGAAGAGAAGGUCCAAGUCUCCCAAGAAUCUCCCCUAUCAGUGGGUAAAGACACAGUAGAUAAAGUCCAAACUUCCCAAGAAACAUCGCCAUCAGUGGGCAAAGACACAGUAGAGAAGGUCCAAGUUUCCCAAGAAACUUUCCCAUCAGUGAGCAAAGACACAGUGGAGAAGGUCCAAGUCUCCCAAGAAUCUUCCCUAUCAGUGGGCAAAGACACAGUAGAGAAAGUCCAAGUUUCCCAAGAAACUUCCCCGUCAGUGAGCAAAGACACAGUAGAGAAGGUCCAAGUUUCCCAAGAAUCUUCCCCAUCAGUGGGCAAAUACACGGUAGAGAAGGUACAAGUUUCCCAAGAAACUUUCCCAUCAGUGAGCAAAGACACAGAAGAGAAGGUCCAAGUCUCCCAAGAAUCUCCCCUAUCAGUGGGUAAAGACACAGUAGAUAAAGUCCAAACUUCCCAAGAAACUUCCCCAUCAGUGGGCAAAGACACAGAAGAGAAGGUCCAAGUCUCCCAAGAAUCUCCCCUAUCAGUGGGUAAAGACACAGUAGAUAAAGUCCAAACUUCCCAAGAAACUUCCCCAUCAGUGGGCAAAGACACAGUAGAGAAGGUCCAAGUCUCCCAAGAAUCUCCCCUAUCAGUGGGCAAAGACACAGUAGAGAAAGCCCAAGUUUCCCAAGAAACUUCCCCAUCAGUGGGCAAAUACACAGUAGAGAAGGUUCAAGUUUCCCAAGAAACCUUCCCAUCUGUGAGCAAAGACACAGUAGAGAAGAUCCAAGUUUCCCAAGAAACAUCCCCAUCAGUGGGCAAAGACACAGUAGAGAAGAUCCAAGUUUCCCAAGAAACUUUCCAAUCAGUGAGCAAAGACACAGUAGAGAAGGUCCAAGUCUCCCAAGAAUCUCCCCUAUCAGUGGGCAAAGACACAGUAGAGAAAGUCCAAGUUUAUCAAGAAACUUCCCCGUCAGUGAGCAAAGACACAGUAGAGAAGAUCCAAGUUUCCCAAGAAUCUUCCCCAUCAGUGGGCAAAUACACGGUAGAGAAGGUCCAAGUUUCCCAAGAAACUUUCCCAUCAGUGGGCAAAGACACAGUAGAGAAGGUCCAAGUCUCCAAACAAUCUCCCCUAUCAGUGGGCAAAGACACAGUAGAGAAGGUCCAAGUUUCCCAAGAAACUUUCCCAUUAGUGGGUAAAUACACAGUAGAGAAGUUUCAAGUUUCCCAGGAAACUUCCCCAUCAUUGGGCAAAGACACAGUAGAGAAGAUCCAAGUGUCCCAAGAAACUUCCCCAUCAGUGGGCAAAGACACCGUAGAUGAGGUCCAAGUUUCCCAAGAAACUUUCCCAUCAGUGAGCAAAGACACAGUAGAGAAGGUCCAAGUUUCCCAAGAAACUUCCCCAUCAGUGAGCAAAGACACAGUAGAGAAGGUCCAAGUCUCCAAACAAUCUCCCCUAUCAGUAGGCAAAGACACAGUAGAGAAGGUCCAAGUCUCCAAACAAUCUCCCCUAUCAGUAGGCAAAUACACAGUAGAGAAGGUUCAAGUUUCCCAGGAAACUUCCCCAUCAUUGGGCAAAGACACCGUAGAGAAGGUCCAAGUUUCCCAAGAAACUUCCCUAUCAGUGAGUAAAGACACAGUAGAGAAGGUCCAAGUUUCCCAAGAAAUUUCCCCAUCAGUGGGCAACGACACAUUAGAGAAGGUACAUGUUUCCCAAGAAACGUCCCAAUCAGUGAGCAAUGACACAGUAGAGAAGGUCCAAGUUUCCCAAGAAUUUUCCCCAUCAGUGAGCAAAGACACAGUAGAGAAGGUACAAGUUUUCCAAGAAUCUUCCCUAUCAGUGGGCAAAGACACGGUAGAAAGUGUGCAAAAACUCUGUUCCCAGCCUCAGCCAAAGGAGACAGAGCCACAAACGAUGAGCCAAAGAGAGGGUGGUGGCGGUCAGAAGACUGACAGGCACAUUGACCAACCAAAGACGAGUGGGGCCUUAGAAGGACAGGAGAGUAGUGUUUGUAUCUCAGGGGAAAGAGAGGUGGAGGAGAGAGCAGAGGAGAGAUUCUCUCCAACAGAGAGUGUUCCAGAACCUGCACAGCGUCAGACACCCGAGGGAGAGCUGAGCACAAAGAAAGCCCUCAUUCCUCCUCAGCCAGGGAGGAGAGGGAAGCAGAGCAGAGACAGACCCAGUCAGCCGCAAAGACAAUCUCCGCCAGGCUUUGGGUCUACUGAUAACCCACAGGAACCAGCUCUCACUGCCAAGACCCUAGAAGACACCUCCCCACCAGGGAAGCAAAAGAAUAAGAACAUGAGGGGACAAAAAUCUGCUGCAGAUACCAGACAGAGGACACCUGUGAAGGGCAAACCUGAAGCAGAGUCCGAGAAGAGAGGGGAAAACAGAAACGCCUCCAGGGCCCCGACUCCCCCUAGUCCUUCCAACCUCUGCCCUAUCGCUCCCGCUCUCCUAGUCAACCAGGAAGUGAACAUGGAAGUGCACCAGGAAAUGCUUGACAACAGGCCGCUGCCUGGCUGCCAGACAGAAAGCAGGAAGGACAUCAACGAUAACAAUGUGGGGAGUGGCCAUGCCUCCCCUACAGAACAGAAUAGAUCCUCUUCUCCUCCACCUCUUCCCUCCUCCUCUCCUCCCCCUCUCUCCCCCCUCUCCUCUCUCCUCCUCUCCUCCCCCCCAGUACCUUCAUGGUGCCGCCAGAUGAGGACCUCCCCACCCCCAUACAGGAGUCCCAGCCUCUCUUCACCACAGUCCAGCCUGUCACCCCACUCCUAGACACCCAGCCUCAAUCAACCAAUCUUCAGGCAGCCUCCGCAACCCUUUCUACUACCCCUAUCGCCCUUCCUAAGCAUCCCCCUAUACCCACUGAAAGUGUCCGUAUCUCCCCUACCCCCUACUCAUUCUCAUCUCCACCCACGUCAGCCCUGCCCUCGACCCCCAGCCUUACCCAGCCUACCCAGGAGUCUCUGCCACGGCUGGAGGCUCCAACCACAGUGCCUGUCCUAGACAUCCGCUGCCAGGCCCAGCCCCAGCCAAACCUCCUCACCGAGCCCAACAGACAGAUCA
Messenger RNA from Salmo salar (Atlantic salmon), 9412 nucleotides. RefSeq lists its product as uncharacterized. Lineage: Eukaryota; Metazoa; Chordata; Actinopteri; Salmoniformes; Salmonidae. The record is from RefSeq and is a predicted model, not a curated record.